This is a messenger RNA of Impatiens glandulifera, 2659 nucleotides long. RefSeq names its product CSC1-like protein At1g69450. The record is from RefSeq and is a predicted model, not a curated record. Gene Ontology annotation, cellular component: plasma membrane. The coding region runs from base 320 to 2470 and encodes 716 amino acids. NCBI's taxonomy places the organism in Eukaryota, Viridiplantae, Streptophyta, Magnoliopsida, Ericales, Balsaminaceae. The transcript has 11 exons. Gene Ontology annotation, molecular function: calcium-activated cation channel activity.
AAGUAUCAAUGGCGGCGAUCGGCAUAUCCACCGCCCUUCUCUCUCUCUCCUUUGACCGUUGACAUUUCCCAAACCAAUUCAUCAGAUUCUCUCAACAGUCUUAAGGAAGCUUCAACUGUCGACUCCCGCAAGCAUCCAAAACCAAAAUCAAGCUUCUCUAACACGCGUUUGUUUGUUUGAAUCUUGUGUCUGAAGACGCUUGAUCUUUUCUCCAUGAAGCUCCAAUCUCUUAUUUCCCUUUCUAUCAAACCAUACGCACUCCUCCCAAUUUCAUUACCCGCUCAAUAGCGCCACUAUAAGCUGAUUAUUCGGUGUGGAAAUGCUUGUUUAUGCACUCCUGACAUCUGUUGGGAUCAAUUUUGCUCUGUGUAUAACAUUCUUUACUUUAUAUUCUUACUUGAGGAAGAAACCUGGUUAUUAUAAUGUUUAUGCUCCAAGGAUGUUGGCUGAAGGAAUUAGAAACCGUUUCAAAGUGGAGCAUCUAUUACCUGCUCCAGGAUGGAUGAGAAAGGCGUGGAAAGCAACGGAGGAUGAACUUCUAGAAUCCUCGGGCUUGGAUGCUGUUGUGUUUAUGCGCAUUAUUAUUUUCUGUUUGAGAGUAUUUUGUGUUGCUGGGAUCAUUGGGCUCUUUGUUCUUCUUCCAGUGAACUGCUUAGGAAACCAGUUGGAAAAUAUUGACUUUCAAAAUAUCACGAAUGACUCGUUGGAUGUAUUUAGUAUCUCAAAUGUGAACAAUGGCUCGAAUAGGUUAUGGUUCCACUUUGGUGCUGUAUAUGUUCUUACAAUCUUCAUUUGUUACCUGCUUUAUCAUGAGUUUCUCUAUGUAUCUGCAAAGAGGGUUGCUUAUUUCUACAUGUCCAAACCUCAGCCACAUCAGUUCACCAUUUUAGUUCGUAGUAUCCCUGUUUCUCAUGGAAGCAGUGUCAGUGCCAGUUUGGAAAGCUUCUUUAGAGAAUAUCACCCGUCUACCUUUUUGUCGUAUGUGGUGGUUUGUCGAACGAGCAGAAUACGAAAUCUCAUGAAUGAAAUGCAUAAUGUAUACGGAAGGAUUACUCACUUACGAACAGAACGAAAUAGGCAAAAUGUUAAGAAAGGAUGCUUUUGUGGAUUAUUGGAACUCUUGAGGCGAAAUGAUCAUCAUUUACACCAUUAUGAAACGAGGUUGGGAACUUUAGAGGAGCAUUUGAGAUUGGAACGGUUGGAGACUGCAGAGAAAACAGAAGUGAGGGCUGCCUUUGUUUCAUUUAAGUCUCGCUAUGGUGCUGCAACUGCUCUCUCCAUGCAACAAUCGACUAACCCGACAGAAUGGGUAGGGGAGCAGGCACCCGAGCCUCAUGAUGUCUACUGGCCUAAAUUUUCGUUUACUUUCAUGGGAAGAUGGAUUUCUAGGCUGGUUGUCAUAUUCUCAUGCAUCAUUUUCACCAUAUUGUUUCUCAUUCCCGUGGUAAUCGUGCAAGGUCUCACUAACCUUGACCAGAUAGAAGCUUGGUUUCCCUUCCUUGAUGGAAUUCUAUCUGUGAAAGCUGUUUCUGAAAUUGUGACAGGUUAUCUUCCUAGUCUUAUUCUUCUGUUAUUCAUAAAAAUGGUUCCCCCAAUCAUGUGGCUCUUCUCGUCGGUCCAAGGCUACAUAUCUUACAGCCAGAUUAUGAGAAGUGCUAGCGAAAAGGUUGUUUGGUUUACAGUAUGGAAUGUGUUCUUUGCCAAUGUGCUUUCUGGAAGUGCCUUGAACAACAUUUCCAUAUUCUUGGACCCCAAAUCUCUCCCUUAUAAGCUCGGUGUACUUGUUCCUACCCAGGGUUCUUUCUUUAUUGCUUAUGUUGUUACCUCUGGUUGGACAAGUGCUUCAAUAGAACUCCUCCAGUUGUUCCCUCUUAUAAGCAGCCUGAUAAAGAAACAUUGCAGUAGUAAAUUUGAAGUCCCCGAUUUGCGUUAUCAUCGCGACAUCCCGAGGUUUCUUUUGUUGGGACUGUUGGGUAUUACUUAUUUCUUCCUCGCCCCUCUCAUUCUUCCUUUCCUCUUGAUCUACUUCUGCAUGGCCUACAUUGUUUAUCGUAACCAGAUAUUAAAUGUGUAUGCUCCUAGGUUUGAGACUGCAGGGAGAUUUUGGCCAAUUGUUCAUAACUGUAUGAUAUUCUCAUUACUACUUAUGCAUGCAAUUGCUGUGGGGAUAUUUACAGCUAAGAAGCUUCCAGUGGCUGCCAGUUUGGUGUUCCCUCUUCCUGCAGCGACGCUUAUCUUCAACUCCUAUUGUCGGAAACGUUUUCUUCCGAAUUUCCAUGGAUACUCAGCCGAGAGUUUGAUAAAGAAGGACAGAGAAGACAUGAAAGAUCAUUACAGAAUGAAUAACUUCUAUGGAAAGAUGACGACUUCGUAUGAAGACCCAGCGUUCUUGCCAAUGCGUUACUCAACAACUAGCGACACUGGAAGCUCUACUUAUCCUCUCCUAUCUCCUGAGUUCUUCCAUGUCUGAUCCACGGUAUUAACACGGACUUCCUAUUAUUAUAUUUGUGUUUUCCUGUUUUCAGUUAUUGUUUUUGACUGUUUGCAAUAAUUCUGGAGUAAUGAACUUGAACUCAUGCAUAUAUAAUGUUACAGCAAUAUCAAAUACAACCAUGAUUGUGAAAUGAAUGAUUUCAAGCAAGAAUGGUUUUUGUCCCAA